AGCAAGCUGCCUCUCGUUGCUUUUUUGGAUGGACAUGGCGGGAGAACGCCCGCCACCUGUUGCUGCUCCUCCACGCCUCAUUCACCCCCCCGUCGUCGCUUACUGCCCUCAGCCCUGGAGAGUCGUGCGGGGCCAACUUUCGUCACUUGCCUGAGCUGUGCUUCUGCGUACACAUGCCCUGACCGCCCGUCAUCCUGCCAUGCGCCUCGAUGACCGGACUAAAGCGCUCCCUAGAGGAGUCCUCGCACGAUGGAGACGGUAGCUCUCCCCAGGACGUCUCGCACGUGAAGCCUGCGUCGCCAACUGCCUCGUCCACGUCCAACUCGUCCGCAUCAUCGUUCCGCAAUGUCUCGGCCUGCAAUCGCUGUCGCCUCCGGAAGAAUCGCUGCGACCAGCGACUGCCCUCGUGCGCGUCCUGUGAUAAGGCCAGUGUCAAGUGUGUUGGCUAUGAUCCGAUCACCAAGAGGGAGAUUCCUCGCAGUUACGUCUUCUACCUCGAAACGCGCGUAGCGUACCUUGAAUCACUGCUGCAAGAAAGUUCAAUCACGUUUGCUCCGGCCGACCACUUCACGCCAACCUUCCAGUCUACCAAUGGCUCUACAGUGCCCAAGGCCGUACCUCCAUCUGGCGGGCCUGCGCAGAACCGCAAUGGUACCGCCAAACAGGCCGCCGGCCUUUCCAAGGAAGAGAGCGAGAAGUAUGACAGAGAGAAACUUACCAAACUUGUUUCAAACAUAGGCAUGGUCUCGGUCCAAGGUGCCAGCGACCCCCGGUUCCUAGGCUCUACCUCGGGCAUAUCCUUCGCGAGGGUCGUGUUCGCGGCUGUCAAGAGUUCAGUCUCAGGCUCGUCCUCAGAGCGCGGCAGCACCCGGGGAACGAAGACGCUGCCGGGCAUUGUUGCGGAUGGCGGCACUUCCAUGAGGGAUAGUUUUUUUGGCCUGCACACAAAGCCUGCUAUUCGACAAGCACCCUUCCCCGACCGCGAGCUCGCGUCACGUCUCGUCGAGUUGUACUUUGAGCAUGCGAACCCGCAGAUACCGAUUCUGCAUCGUGGCGAGUUCAUGGAGAUGUUUGAGCGCGUCUUUGCCGCAGGCGAGCGAAACAGGACCUCCCGAGAGUCCUACAUGCUGAACAUCGUCUUUGCCAUUGGAGCUGGUAUCAUCAUGGGAAGCUCCGACACUGGCGAUUCUCCGACAUCGGACAAUUCUGGGUCUCCUACCAAGACGAGGCCAUCUCCACCAAGCAACAAGAAGCGGCGCCUUGCAGGGCAGCAGCACCAACCAGAGGAAUAUCAUGCGUCUGCAAUUGUCCACCUCGAGAAUUUUCUUGGGUCCACUCCCGCUGCAGACCGCCCCGACGGCUUUGGAGGCGGACUAGAAGAGCUGCAGGCUGUUUUGCUGCUGGCAGGGUUCGCGCUGCUGAGACCCGUUGCUCCCGGACUGUGGUACAUCGUUGGUGUUGCUGUUCGGUUAGGAGUUGAUCUUGGGUUACACUACGAGGAUGGAGUGGGGAUUGAUUCGGGAUCGGAAGAUCAAAUAAGUGGGAGGCCGGAGCAAAAAGAACAAGGGAACAACUCAGCAGUAGCAAACAAUAGCAAGGUCGACGCAAAGGAAAGGGGCCGAAGGGAGUGGGUUCGAGAUCUUCGUCGACGAUUAUGGUGGUGCGUUUACUCGCUUGAUAGACUUGUCAGCACUUGCGUGGGGAGACCUUUUGGUAUCACCGAUCAGGUUGUGACGACAGAGUUUCCUUCGACGCUCGACGACCGAUUUAUCACGAAAGAGGGAUUUUUGGAGCCACUAGCACAUCAGGAAAAGCCGAGCUACAAAGUGGUAGCACAUCACUAUUUCCGGCUCAGACUUCUGCAAUCUGAGAUUCUGCAAGUUCUUCAGCAUCGCCAGGCUCAGCAAGCAAGAGCAAGUGGCGCCAAUCAGGGUAAUGACUACAUGCAUACGAAGCUUCCGUCACCUUUCCUCGUCAACUUCGAAUCCUUCCGCUCAUGGCGCCUCGACAUUGACAGACGGCUGCUCGAGUGGAGAGACUCAGCUCCUACGCAAUCAGAUGCUGGCGUGCAAUUCUCUCCCCUGUUCCUUGAACUCAACUAUUGGCAGGCCAUAAUCAUGCUAUAUCGGCAAAGUCUCGUAGUUCCGUCUGGGCUGGCGGGGGAGCUAGGAACAACAGACGGCAGCGUCGGAAGUCCCUCCGUGAUAAAUGUUGAAGAAAGAGAAGACGAAGAGCUAGUUUUCCUCAAAGUCGCCGAGGCUGGGCAGAAAGUUUUGAAACUCUAUCGGCAGUUGCACCGCGUACACCUAGUCAAUUACACCUUCCUAGCGACGCAUCAUCUCUUUAUGGCCGGAAUAUCGUUCCUCUAUGCUGUGUGGCAUUCACCCAUAGUACGAAGUCACUUAUCACUCGACGACGUCGACUUUACCGUUUUAGCAGCAACAUCUGUGCUCGGCGACCUAAUUGAAAAGUGCCCCCCUGCAGAAGCAUGCCGUGACGCCUUUGACCGCAUGAGCAAAGCAACCAUUCAGAUGUGUAUGUCGACGACGGGUUUUGGGCCUCAGGCCCUCCGCUCCAUCCCACAGUCGAUGGCCGCGGCCCAGACAUCCCACUCUCCAAGUACCACCUACACGUCCGCUUCAGAUGCCGACGCAAGGUCGGACACUGAACUGACAGGGUUCCCUCCCAACAACUACUUCCAGCAAACCAGAAAACCGAUCCCGAGAUUCGACAUGAAUCUGCGCGAUUUAUUCUCCGAAGACGAGACGGACAAGCGAUCUUUCAGCCGUAUAUCGAAUCAAAUCUCGAGCAUGCGACCUCCACCGCCCCCCCAGCCAAUCAAACAGGAGCCGCAGCAGAUGCAAGCUUUCAACACAGAUGCGUUGAAGAUAUCUCCUCAAUUGCGGAGUCAUCAACAGAGCUUCAAUUUCGACCCUAACCUCCGACCCCCACAAGCCUUUCCCUCCCCGCAGCAACAGCAGCAAAACCUCCCGCUUGUAUCCGGUAUGUCCCAGGCUCCAGUGUUGUCUCCGUCACACUCUCAACCACCUCCUACCUCACCCUACCAAAUCUCCAACACCCUCCCCUACAACACUUUCGCGCAAAAUAUCUCGUCCACUUACCCCGAGCUCGGCUUCUCAGAUCUUGACUUCCUCGACACGUUCCCCGUGCAGGGGAACAGCGUGAACGCCACAGGGGAUGCAGCAGGCGGGUUGCAGGAUCUGGGCUUCGGCAUGGGCUUUGGCGAUGGCACGCACGAUUGGAGCGAUGGCAAUGGAUAUGAUCUUUUCGAUGGGUUCUUCUUUGGGCCUGGGGGAACGGGUGGGGGUAUGUAAGGUUUAUUAACAUUGGGUAUUGGGUUAGGAAUAGCAUCAGGGCCGGAUCACGGUGAUCUCCGACCAGAUUGCCAGUAGCUAGCCAGAGUUCAUUGACAGUGUGGGUUUCUGUACGAUAUGACAAUGGUAUUAUGAUAUAGGAAUGUAGACGACUCAUGAUUGAAUAGAUCGGGAGGGAGGGUGACUUUCGGAUUCACGCAGGCGUGGCCUAUCAACGACCUUGGAUAAAGAUUAGUCAUGAUAAACUCAGCUGGUUGGUUUGUUAGUUUUCGACGGCUAGCAUUUCAGCAUGGAGGGAAAAGCUAAACCGGGACACGACCUUAUUAUGGAGCUUUGUGGCUUCCAUUCUUUAGA
Molecule: messenger RNA, 3689 nt
Organism: Lindgomyces ingoldianus
Lineage: Eukaryota; Fungi; Ascomycota; Dothideomycetes; Pleosporales; Lindgomycetaceae
Exons: 4
Coding region: 210-3335 (1041 amino acids)
Biological process (GO): DNA-templated transcription; positive regulation of transcription by RNA polymerase II
Molecular function (GO): zinc ion binding; sequence-specific DNA binding; DNA-binding transcription factor activity, RNA polymerase II-specific
Source: RefSeq, a predicted model, not a curated record